GUGCCGGCGCCGCCCAGCCUGGGCCCCACAAGCGCUCGCUGCUGCUGGAGCAGUUGCCCCCCCCCGCGCUGGCCGCGCUCUUCACGAGGCUGGAGCAGCGCAACCUCAACCGCGUCCGCCUUCGGGACCUCCGCAGCUUCUCGCGGCUCGGGGGCGCCGGGGGCAGUGCCGCGCUCCGCCGCGUGGUGGCGCUCAGCAACGCCCAGGCCCGCUGGGCGCAGCUCCUCGUGCUCGGCCCCACCGCGGCCCCACAGAGAGCCCGAGCCAUGGCCCGGCUCCUGCAGCUCGGGCAGAGCCUGCUGGAGCUGCGGAACUUCAAUUCGCUGCUGGCCGUGGUGGGGGGGCUGGGCCACGGCUCCAUCACCCGCCUGAGGCAGACCCUGGCGCUGCUGCCCCCCCCCGUCACAGAGCUGUGGUCGCGCCUGGCCGAGGCCGUGGGCGCUGGGGGCAAUUACCGGCGGUACCGGGCGCUGCUGGCGGCGGGGGCGGCCGUGCCCGCUCUGGGGGUUCACCUCCGGGACCUGGUGUCGCUGGAGGCGGCGCUGCCGGACUGGGCCGGGCCCGGGCGCCCGCACCCGCACAAGCUGCGGCAGCGCUUCGGCAUCCUGCGGGAGAUGCGCGGGGCGGCACCGCCGUUGGGACCGCUACCGGCACCGCACCGGCACCUCCUGCGGCUCCUGCGGGUGUCCCUGGCGCUGGGGCCCACGGAGGCGCAGCUCUAUGAGCUCUCACUGCAGCGCGAGCCCCGCACGAGCACCAGCGCGGGGCCCCCCCUGUCUCUGCCCCCCGCUGUCCCCAUGGACGAGUGGCUCCUGCCCGACCCCCCCCGGCCGGACCCGGCCCGGCUGCGGCCGCCGCUCGAGCGGCUCGUGGGGGGCAUCUUCCGGGACUUCGACGUGGACGGGGACGGGCGAAUCUCGCAGGAGGAGUUCGCGAUCGUGGGGCAGAGCUUCCCGCAGCUGCGGAUCUGGGGGGAGCUGGACACGGACGGGUGCGGACCCCCCAAAGGGACCCCCCGAAAGGACCCCCCAAAGGGAACCCCAAAGGGACCCCUCAAAGGGAACCCCUUAAAGGGACCCCCCCAAAGGAACCCU
Pezoporus occidentalis (night parrot) is the source of this 1094-nucleotide messenger RNA. RefSeq names its product RAS guanyl-releasing protein 2-like. The transcript is spliced from 7 exons. NCBI's taxonomy places the organism in Eukaryota, Metazoa, Chordata, Aves, Psittaciformes, Psittacidae. The record is from RefSeq and is a predicted model, not a curated record. Gene Ontology annotation, molecular function: calcium ion binding; guanyl-nucleotide exchange factor activity. Gene Ontology annotation, cellular component: plasma membrane. Gene Ontology annotation, biological process: Ras protein signal transduction; positive regulation of GTPase activity. The annotation marks the transcript as partial.